AUGGAAGACACGCCGAUGGACGAGGGCAACCUCGCCCUCGAGACGCCCGCCUCCAACGUCUUCGUCCCGCCCUCCAUCCACCGCGCCGCCACCCUCCGAGGCGAGACCUACACACACUUCUCACCCGUGCCGCCCUCCCUCCGCGCCACCACACCAACAUCUACAUCCAACACCACCGACUCCCAACAACCCGCCGGCGUCCCCUGCGCCCUCGGCGUCGACGAAGCCGGCCGCGGCCCGGUCCUAGGCCCGAUGGUCUACGGCAUAUUCUACCUGCCCUUGCCACUCUCGGACCCUCUCCUCAAGACCACACACCACUUCGACGACAGCAAAGUGCUCAAGCCCGAAGUGCGCUCCAGCCUAAUGCAGACGCUCUGCACCCCAUCCACGGACCUGCACGCCUCCUGCGGGUGGGCCAUAUCCUCACUAUCAGCGCGCGACAUCGGCGCGCAUAUGCUCAAGCCCGCCAACACGGGCUCUUAUAAUUUGAACGCGCAGGCCAUGGACGCCACGAUCGAGCUGAUCAGGGGCGUCUUCGCGCGCGGCGUCAACGUGAAGGAGAUUUAUGUUGACACCAUCGGCCAGCCGGCCGCGUACCAGAAGAGGCUUGAGAGGGUGUUUCCGACGGCCCAGGUCACCGUCGCCAAGAAGGCCGAUAGCCUGUACCCGUGCGUCAGCGCCGCCAGCGUGUGCGCCAAGGUGACGCGCGACGCCGCGCUCGAGGUGCUGUACGAGGCGCGCGCGGCGAGUGGGACGAAGGGGGCUGGUGGUGGAGACGGUGCGGAGGGCGAUGAGGAGGAGGUCGACGAGGAGCAGAGUUGGGGCUCGGGAUACCCGGCUGAUCCCAAGUGUUCGGCGUGGUUAAGAAGAAAUAUGCACCCCGUCUUCGGCUGGGGUCCGGAGUGCAGGUUUAGUUGGGGUACAGCAAAGGACAUGCUCGAGUCCAAGGGCGGCGUCAAGGUCGAAUGGCCCGUCGACGAGGAUGAAAGCAAUAGCCGCCUGACCGACUUCUUCAUGAGUAGUGACAGGGAGCAGGACGCGGAUGAGCUUGGAACCUGGUUUGGUACCCCAGCUGGUCUGGAGGCUUUCUGA
Anthostomella pinea is the source of this 1092-nucleotide messenger RNA. The record is from the annotation of a GenBank genome assembly. Lineage: Eukaryota; Fungi; Ascomycota; Sordariomycetes; Xylariales; Xylariaceae.